AUGGCAGCUGCCAAGCACAGCCAAAUCUCCACAAUCUGCUCACUCCUGCUCCUCUGCGCCACCCUCCCACUAAUGGCCGCCGCCGCCGCCCAACAGAGGAAGCCGUCCGUCGCCGUGGAAGGAGUGGUCUACUGCCUGAGCUGCAAGUACGCCGGCUCGGGGUCUCUGAUCGACGCCACGCCGAUCCAAUCAGCCAAUGUCAGCGUCAGUUGCGCGAAUUCCGGAGUCUACCAGAUCAAUCAGACCGACGUGCACGGCUACUUCUACUCGUGGCUCGAUGGGCCCAAGCUGGGCCGCGGGGGUUUGGGCAAUCCGAUCCAGGCCUGCACGGUGAAGCUGGUUUCUUCCCCGCUCGAGGCCUGCAAUGUGCCUACCGAUCUUAACCAUGGUAACGACGGAGCCAAGCUCCGGUUCGAGGGUAAAGUGGUGAAGUCGCCUCAUUAUGCUGUUUUCUAUGCUGCUGGUCCCUUGGCGUUUCGCCCUCAGAUGUGCGCAAAUUGA
This is a messenger RNA of Linum tenue, 501 nucleotides long. NCBI's taxonomy places the organism in Eukaryota, Viridiplantae, Streptophyta, Magnoliopsida, Malpighiales, Linaceae. The record is from the annotation of a GenBank genome assembly.